Molecule: messenger RNA, 3279 nt
Organism: Cucurbitaria berberidis CBS 394.84
Lineage: Eukaryota; Fungi; Ascomycota; Dothideomycetes; Pleosporales; Cucurbitariaceae
Product: tyrosine-protein phosphatase non-receptor type 6
Exons: 2
Coding region: 344-2962 (872 amino acids)
Biological process (GO): protein dephosphorylation
Molecular function (GO): protein tyrosine phosphatase activity
Source: RefSeq, a predicted model, not a curated record
UCGCCUCAAACAUUCAUCAAGGCUGACUCGUUUCGACAAGUGCGUGCUGCGUCGAGGAUUGUGGCUUCGCAUUCCGAGGUGCUCCCAUCGCCGCUUUGCCCAUUCGCCCAGAGUGGUGCGGUGAUGUCAUACGUUCAACCACUUCCUUUGAACCCAACCGCAGCUUCCAGACCCUAGCACUUCACGCAUCCCCCAGCGUCCCACACCCCCCCCCCCUUCACCACCACGCCGCGGACCGCCCCAUAUUCCAUGUACCUAUCUCCUACUAUUUCCCCUACCCUUCUACCCUACCCACACCCACGCUUCACUAGUUGACGCGUGUGAGCGCCAUUCACGACUUUUUAUGUCGACUCCUGCCAUCUCACCGCGACCUCGAGGCUCGUCGCACUCGCACACGUCUGCCCGCCCGAGAUCGACACAGCCCAUGACGAGGCCAAGUACCUCACUACAUCCAGCUGGGCCCCCCGCUGCCCUCACCCCCCGCAUGAACGGGGUAGCGAAGACACCGAGCCAUGUUGUCUCGCAAAAGUCAAAGGAACCUGGAAUGCCUUCCCCCAAUUACUUUGGCCUGACGAUCAACUCGGCUGCAGAUCACUUUUCUUCCAGUGCCGCACAGCACAUCCGCGGCAACUGGAGUCCACCGACGUCGAAUGUGCGCUCCACGGCUGCUGCCUCUCCUCGCAUACUACCCGUAGAGCAUAACCCCGAGUUCGAGCAGUUCAGGAAACAGUCGGAGAACAAUAGGUCGUUUGCGUUGGGGAGCUUCGACUUUGCAUCAGCAGGCUCGGGAGCGUCUGCAAAGAGCCCCUUCUUCAGCAACUUCAAGACGCCGCUGUCACCUCAAUCCAUGACACCGCCAUCAGCCCCCAGCGGUGAGAAACAUGAUGCAAAGGAAGACCAUGAAGCCCAGCCCAAGCCACGUUCUCCGAAGCGAAUGCUCUCCUCCGAGUCUACCUUGUUUCCUGACCGACCGCGACGCAAUUCUCCCGCAAGCUUCGAAGGUCAUGGCCGUACCGAUGCCAUAGCAGAGUUUGCCGAAGAUCGAAUUCCACGGCCAUCACUACCUACCAAUAAGCCUCCUCACAUCCAAUUAGCAAGUCAUCGCGCAGAAACAUUACCGGCAAACAUAGGCGAUGAGACAGCGACGGACGGACCAACCAUGGCCACGGCCCAGCACAUUGUCAAUAUAUUAGAAUCCGCGGUAGAAGAAGUCCUCCUCCUGGACCUCCGCGUCUCGACGCAGUAUGCAAAGAGUCGCAUAGCAGGCGCCCUGAGCUUGUGCAUACCCACCACGUUGCUCAAACGGGCUUCAUUCAACUCUCAGAAACUGGCAGAGACGUUCAAAGAUGACGAGCAAAGAGAGAUGUUUGAACGAUGGAGGAGUAGUAAAUACAUCAUAGUGUAUGACUCUAGUUCUUCGCAACUCAAGGAUGCCGCAACCUGCAUCAAUACGCUCAAGAAGUUCACCAACGAAGGCUGGUCAGGUGGGACCUUCAUAAUCCGCGGCGGCUUCCAGGAAUUCUCCAGGAUAUUCCCUGCGUGGAUAAGGCAGGGAAGCUCUCAUAGCCCAACGUCGUCUGCCACAGCUGGCCUUCGGCUCGAUUCUGGCCUUCCUUCAGUUGCUCCAGUCAUUGGCGGCUGUCCCAUGCCCGCUACGCAGAGCGCUGCAAACCCCUUCUUUGGCAACAUUCGGCAGAACAUGGAUCUCAUUGGCGGCGUUGGACAGAUGCCCGUCAAGCAGCCAGCAGACAUGACUCAGUCAGCCAGGGAGGAGCUUCCCCACUGGCUUCAGAAAGCUUCAGAAGAGAAGGACAACGGUCGGACCGUCUCCGACAAGUUCUUGCAUAUCGAAAAGCGAGAACAGAAGCGCAUGCAGGAAGCGCUAUCGGGCAAGGUCAUCUACGGUACUCCCACUGGGUUAGGUACGGCGAAGCAAAUACAGAUUGCUGGCAUUGAAAAGGGAUCAAAGAACCGCUACAAUAACAUCUGGCCCUACGAGCAUUCGCGCGUCAAAAUUGAGGGACUCACCGACGGAAGCUGCGAUUACGUCAACGCCAACCAUGUCCAAGCCGCAUACUCCAACAAGCGUUAUAUUGCUACGCAGGGGCCAAUACCGGCCACCUUCAAGGACUUUUGGAAUGUUGUGUGGCAGCAGGAUGUGCGGGUGAUUGUCAUGCUUACGGCCGAGCAAGAAGGGGGUCAAGUCAAAGCACACAACUACUGGUCAGACAAGCGAUAUGGUCCUCUACACCUGAACCAGCUAGGUGAACGAAGAGCAUCUCUCGAGCCCUCCAAGAUUCACAAACGUCGAGAGCAGUCAAGGCCAUCACUGGGUCAGCGAAGGUCAACGAAUCCAUCCAGGCCCGCCAAUUUCACCAAAGAAGCAACUGCCGGAUCCCCUAAUCAGGAGCAACCCUACGUCAUUGUCCGCAAGUUCACUCUAUCGAAUGACGAUGAGCCGUUCGCCCGGAUGCGAGAGAUCACACAACUGCAAUACUCCAAUUGGCCUGACUUUGGCGCUCCAGCACAUCCUACUCAUCUUCUCGGUCUUAUCGAGCAAUGCGAUGCAGUAGUCCGCUCGGUGAACGGCAGCUCGAUAUCUCAACCUGAGCCUGCCAAUAGUCGUCCAAUCAUUGUGCACUGUUCUGCCGGGUGUGGUCGUACAGGCACUUUCUGCACCGUUGAUUCCGUCCUCGACAUGCUCAAGCGACAGCGACAGGCAAGGCAGGAAAGACACGGUACCCCCAUGGAAGUCGACGAAGAGAAGACGAAGAAGAACAAGAACAAAAACGAGCGCGAAGAGGGCAGCUGGGUCAUGGAUGAGGAUGUUGACCUGAUUGCGAAGACGGUUGAAGACUUCAGACUACAGCGCUUAAGUAUGGUGCAGAGUCUAAGGCAGUUCGUCCUGUGUUACGAGAGUGUGAUGGAGUGGCUGGUUGAGCAGCACCCUAGGUCGGCGUAGGCGCAGACACAUGGGGCAACCUUCGAUGGCACUAUUGUCCCCUCGAUAGCCAUCUGGUCUAAGAUGGAUGAGAAUGGGUAUGCCGAUUACGAGAAUGACGAUACGAACAGGGUCAGGGACUGGGUGCAGCAUUAUCAUCAUUGAGGUGGCACAUCGGGAGGCGUUUUGCAUUGCUUUUUAUUAGAGUAUACAGAGCACGCAUUGGGAUAGGUUCGGCGACAUUGGACAGGGCGUUAAGCUGCAUGCACAUCACCGUCUUCUUUUCAUCAAUCGAACCUUUUGUCUAUCCAGCCCAAUACGAAUGUGACUUGAAAGAG